Molecule: messenger RNA, 1261 nt
Organism: Tripterygium wilfordii
Lineage: Eukaryota; Viridiplantae; Streptophyta; Magnoliopsida; Celastrales; Celastraceae
Exons: 4
Coding region: 30-1139 (369 amino acids)
Biological process (GO): RNA processing
Molecular function (GO): RNA methyltransferase activity; RNA binding
Source: RefSeq, a predicted model, not a curated record
UGCAGGAAAAAAGGGAGAGAGAAGGCAGAAUGCAAUGCUCAUAUGCUUCCUGGGUCUCAACGCCCUCUUCUUCACAAUUUCUCAAACUCUCAAAUCCAAAGGUAAACCUAGCAAUUGCUCAACGAACCCAGUUUCAAAGGAAUUCUUCUUAUCAGGGUUAUGGGUUUGAGAAUACUGAUAAUUUAGUGGGAUUUGAUUUCCGUUUACCUUCUCAUGUGGAAUCCAUAACUAGCACUUCUAACCCAUUUGUGAAACACUGUCUCAAGCUCCGCAACAGCUCCUCUUAUCGCCACUCUCACGGUUCAGUUCUUGUUGUUGGUGCCACCCCCAUAAGUGAAAUAUGCAGGUAUUGGGAGACGUUAGAAGGGAGAGCAGUUGGAAUUGAUUGUUUGUUACUACUUGAUAAGGCUGAGAUUCCUGAAGGGCUGGAUGAUAUGUCAGUUCACAUUGUGCGUGUGAGCUCGGCAGUGAUAAAGAAGCUUUCUGGGGUGCAGUCAACAGAGUCUACUGAAGCAAUUGCCUUAAUGAGAAUUUCUACCAAUUUCUCCAAUGUAGAUGUUAGUCAAAAUAGUGCAGAUUGUAAGACGUGGUUCCCUUUCCCACACCGGGUUCUAGUACUCGAUGGGAUCCAGGAAUCUUCUGGACAUGUUGCUUCACUAAUUCAUGAGAGUUGUUCCAUGCAGGACCCUGGUAACCUAGGAACUCUGAUUCGAUCAGCUGUGGCCUUUAGAUGGGGUGGUGUCUUUCUACUUCCUGGCUGUUGCGACCCAUUCAAUGAGAAAGCACUCCGUGCUAGUCGAGGUGCUUCCUUUCAGCUGCCUAUAGUUUCAGGCUCUUGGAAUGAUCUUGAAGCCCUUGAAGAUGAAUUCCAACUGCGGAUGCUUGCCGGACAUUCGGCUAGUGACAGAGAAAUGAAACAGCUAUCAUCCUUAUCUCAAGGGUAUACAGAAUCAUUAGUAGAUGUACCAUUGUGCUUGGUUCUGGGUAGCGAAGGCCUUGGCCUUUCAGAGAAAUCUCGGCAGAAAUGUGAGCUUGUCAGCAUCCCCAUGGCCGGAAGAUUUGAGUCGCUCAAUGUUUCAGUUGCUGGUGGAAUUUUCUUGUACAUGUUACAGCCUAGAAACAACCAGAUGUUUGUGUAAUAAAUUUACUCCAUAUAAUUAUAGAAAAUCUAGGGUUGAUGGUUGCAGUUAAAGAUGUCUUUGCAGCUUAGAUGUCAAUUGGUUUCAUUCUGUUUAAUAUAUCUUGUGAAAUCAAACUAAAA